Molecule: messenger RNA, 1482 nt
Organism: Papaver somniferum (opium poppy)
Lineage: Eukaryota; Viridiplantae; Streptophyta; Magnoliopsida; Ranunculales; Papaveraceae
Product: protein trichome birefringence-like 25
Exons: 2
Coding region: 7-1242 (411 amino acids)
Cellular component (GO): Golgi apparatus
Molecular function (GO): O-acetyltransferase activity
Source: RefSeq, a predicted model, not a curated record
CAGAAAAUGGUGAAGGAGAUGAUGAAUGAGCUUGAACGCAACUCAUCUUCUUCUCAUUUGAAGCAAAAUCAUGUUUUGGUGAAGUUUGUUGUUUCAGUUGUUUUGGUGGGUGUUGCAUUUAGUUUGUUGUAUACUGGUCUUUUGGAUGUUUUUCGAACAACAACUACAAAAGAGGAUGGAGAAAUUUCUGAUAAAUGUGAUAUCUUUUUGGGGGAAUGGGUGCCGGAUCCAUCAGGUCCAUUUUACACAAAUGAGAGCUGUCAUGCAAUUACUGAGGAUCAGAAUUGCAUGAAAAAUGGGAGGCCUGAUUCAGGGUACCUACAUUGGAGAUGGAAGCCACAAGGUUGUGAAAUACAACGGUUUAAUGCAGAGAGAUUUCUUCAGAUGAUGCGGGAUAAAUCGUGGGGAUUCAUAGGUGAUUCGAUUGCUCGCAACCACGUUCAGUCAUUGCUUUGCAUUCUGUCCCGGGUGGAAACAGCAAACGAGGUUUACCACGACGAGGAGUGGAGAUCCUAUAGAUGGCACUUCCCGUCCUAUAAUUUCACCCUCUCCGUUAUCUGGUCUCCCUUCCUUCUUAAGUCAAAGAUUGAGGGUAUGCAUGGAAUGACCACCAGUGAUAUCCAGUUACAUCUCGAUAAACUGGAUGAGAAAUGGACAAAUGAAUAUCCGAGUUUCAAUUAUGUUACAAUAUCUGGUGGAUCAUGGUAUCUCAAAACUGCGACAUAUCAUGAAAAGAACACAGUAACGGGAUGCCAUAAUUGUGGAGAUAGCAACUUGACAGAAAUGGGAAUAAAUGAUGUUUAUCCUAAAGCCAUUAAGCUGGUUCUGAACUUCAUCCGUAACUCUAAUCACAGUGCUGUAGUUUUUUUCAGGACAACCACACCAACUCAUUACGAGAAUGGAGAAUGGGACACCGGAGGAACUUGCAACCGCACAGUUCCGUAUAAAGAAGGUGAGAUAAGCUUGGAAUAUACCCUUUCUGUAAUGCGAGACAUCGAGUUAGAGGAAUUCAAGAAAGCAACAGCCACUGUAGGACCCGAAACACAAGUAAAACUAAAUCUCUUAGACACUACCCAGCUUUCAUUACUCAGACCCGAUGGACAUCCUGGUCCAUACAGACAGUUCCAUCCUGGUAAAAAUGCGACAAGUGAUUGUCUGCACUGGUGUUUGCCUGGACCGAUCGAUUCCUGGAACGAUAUAGUUAUGGAGGAGUUGAUGCGUGAUAGGGAUUACUCUAUUUAGCAAACUUGUAAUCUUGGAUUUGGCAGCUUAAGUCUUGUUAUUUCGCUGGUGCUUAUUGUAAGUUGUGAUCUUUUUCGUUGCAGUGUCUGUUUUCCCCUUGUUCUUAGCUUUCUGGCUUUGGCCAGAGUUGUGUUGUAAACAUAGGUGGUGCAUUCCUUCUCUUCCUUUUCUGUUUUUUCUUUUUGAAUAAAAUUCUACUCCUCUAUCAUGAAUAAAAUUCUACCCCUUUAUCAUAAAAAA